This is a messenger RNA of Pararge aegeria (speckled wood butterfly), 4592 nucleotides long. RefSeq names its product alpha-soluble NSF attachment protein (gene alphaSnap). Gene Ontology annotation, molecular function: soluble NSF attachment protein activity; syntaxin binding. The transcript has 6 exons. The record is from RefSeq and is a predicted model, not a curated record. The coding region runs from base 107 to 985 and encodes 292 amino acids. NCBI's taxonomy places the organism in Eukaryota, Metazoa, Arthropoda, Insecta, Lepidoptera, Nymphalidae. Gene Ontology annotation, cellular component: SNARE complex; vacuolar membrane. Gene Ontology annotation, biological process: SNARE complex disassembly; intracellular protein transport.
GGGAUUUGCACUCGGUAGGAGUGACGACAUUUUUGUCAAUAAAUUGUAAAUUUAUUCGCCGUCAUAGUUAAAAUUUGUAGUUAAAAGUGUUAAAAAAGCCACGAAGAUGGCAGACAAUGAACAAAAAGCGAUGCAGUUGAUGGCGGAGGCGGAGAAAAAGUUAAAUUCAUCGAAAUCGUUCCUCGGGUCACUGUUCGGAGGUUCCUCAAAAGUGGAGGAGGCAGUGGACUGCUACCUCCGUGCAGCCAACCUGUUCAAGAUGUCCAAGAAGUGGGCUCAAGCGGGGCAGGCCUUCUGUCUGGCGGCUCAACUCCAUCUCAAGGCAGGUGUACGUCAUGACGCAGCCACCAACUUUGUUGACGCCUCUAACUGCUAUAAAAAAUGUGAUCCGAAUGAGGCUGUAUCGUGUCUGCUGAAAGCGAUUGAAAUCUACACAGACAUGGGAAGAUUUACUGUAGCCGCUAAACAACAUCAGAACAUAGCGGAACUUUACGAAACGGAGUGCGUCGACUUAGCCCGUGCGAUGCAACACUACGAACAGGCGGCCGACUACUUCCGCGGAGAAGAAUCCACUUCUUCGGCCAACAAGUGCAUGCUGAAGUUAGCGCAGUACGCUGCGCAACUUGAGCAUUACGACAAAGCUAUACAGAUCUAUGAGCAGAUCGCGAAGUCGUCGCUGGACAACAGCCUGCUGAAGUACAGCGCCAAGGAGUACAUGUUCCGCGCCGCGCUUUGCCACCUGUGCGUCGACAUCCUCAACGCACAGCACGCGUUGGAGAAAUACUGCGGCCUGUACCCCGCCUUCACCGACACCCGGGAGUGCAAGCUCAUCAAGGAGCUGAUCGAACACCUGGAAGACCAGAACGUUGACGCCUACACCGAGGCGGUGAAGACUUACGACAGCAUAUCCCGCCUCGACCAGUGGUACACCACCAUGCUCGUUCGCAUCAAGAAGCAGAUCAACGACAACCCGGACCUGCGCUGAAUUCACCCCGCCGCGCCGCCCGUCUCCGUGAGUCGCCCUGUUGUCUGUGGUUAAGAGAUAUUGCAAAAAAAAAACGCUCAUUCAUGUUGAGGCAUUUUGUUUUUAAUUUAGUUCAUCCUAAAUACCCUUAAGUAUGUAUUGUUUGCGUAAUUAACUGACGUCGAUCUAAAAACAGGUUCUUAUGUGCCGGUCUAAUUUAAGUUUAAAUUUAAAAAUGUUUUUUUUAAUUUAGACCUUCUCGAAGGCAAUUAUGAAGCGUUCAUACAUUUAACAUGUUAACACUAAUGUUAGGUGAUGAUACAUCAGUUUACUUAAAACUAAAGCUAGGAGGGUUCCAAACGCGCCCUGGUCUAAGAAGAGCCCACAAAAAACUUAGCCAGGUUUUUUUUUGUUGUCACGCAUUUAGCGUGUUGUUAAAAGGUCAAUGCUAGCUUUAGAUAUAUAUAGUUCUUCACAGCUAAAAAAAAAGGUAAUUCUUGACCAUAAUUCGGGAUAAGGGCCCGAAUACACGAGCGGCGCGAUGUCAACGAUAUAAGUAAUUGAAACCGUUGACUUAUAGCGACGCUUACGGUUGUUUUUUAUAAACUCUUUAUUGCACAACACAAAAAAAACGGUUUACAAAAGGCGGUCCUACUAAAGCAUUAUCUAUCAACUAACCUUUGGACUUUGAGCGCGCUGUCGUGUAUUUGAGUCCUAAAUUGUUACGCUUUACACGAUUAUUACAAGAAUAAAAUUUUCUCAACCAUAAAAUAUUUCAAAUUUACCUCUUACGUAUAUGUGCGGCACAGUUUUCUUCUAGAGGCCUAAAAUCGUUAAUAAGGGGGAAAAAAAAUGAGCACAGAGUGGCCACGUAAUUUAUUGUCCAGCACGCUCUUCGGACCAAUCUUGACAACGUGUUCUUAGCUCGAUGUCGGUUAAUUUAAAUUUGAUCGCUCGCAACCGUAGUGGCGUUAUCGAGUAUCGAUACAAUAAGUCAAAGUAAAAUGGUCUUAAUGUUAUUAGAUAUACAGUUGCAAAUUCUGUUUUUCUUUUUAUGUCAUAAACGUUUCAUGAAGAGAUCUGGCUGUCGAAGUGUGCACGAAUUUUAGCUUAAGAGCUAUGUGUGUGUGUGUGUAUAUAUGUACAAAAGAUAAUUUCUUUAUGGCCGAUUGGCGCAGUGGGCAACCCUGUGUCAUUUUAAAUCAAAGGCUAUGGGUUCGAUUCCCACAUCUGGAGGAUGUUUGUGUGAUGAAUAUCUAUAUAUAUCCAUGUAUCUGGAUGUUAAACUGCUUGGUGCAGCUUCACGCGGACAAGCGCAUGAGUGACAACCCCGAAUAGAUCCAGAACCAGACUUGGCUAAAACCAGCGAACGAUUUUAGCAGAACGUUGGUAACAUAAAAAUCAAACAUUUUACUUUGACGCUGUAGUAUUUCGAUAAUCUGAAACUACCACGAUUGCGUACGAGCAUAUCGUAUACAAGAAGAACUCCGCAAACAAAGCCGAGAACACAUGAAACACGACACCUACGUGACGCCACGCAUGUUAACACUAAAUCUUAGAAUUUCGUGACCCCUCUGUCAUCACUCGACAUCACAUUGUGGCUGAUUUUUGUAUUGUAUUUUCAUUAUGAUCGUAAAUAAUACUAUGCUUAGUUUUUACUUAACACGCGGGGCGCGGUGUGGUUUUAUAAUGACAGACACAUGUACAGCAUAAAAUCUUCCUUGAAUCAGACAGGUGGCGUGUUAUGAAUGUGUUCCCGGCCUUAUAAUACUACUUUGACCAAAACAUUAGCAACAUUUCGCUUUGAUAUAUAAAGUUACUAUAACCUUCAAUAUGUAUCAAAAUAAAGUAAAGCAAUAUUGUAAUAUAAUUAAUUGAUCUGUGUUAAUAAAGUAGUGAUGGGUACAUUAGCAAUCACAAGUUUGCGAACAAUUAUUUAGCAUCUAAGAAAAGAAUUGUGAAAUUUUAAAUAAAUAUUUCGGUAAUGCCGCGUGCACUAUCUCUAACAGCGGUGGCAAUACUAAAUUUAAUUUAUAUGUUUAAAUCGUAACUGUUUUAUUGUUUAGCAAAUAGCAUAGCGACAUGCUAAGAAUCGAGAAUUCGCAGGCUAAUGAAAUUAAGGAAAAAAUAUCAGUAAUAACUAGGACCAUUGUGGAGACGGUGUGGCUAAUAUAAUUUCCAUUUCAACUCUUGUAGCAUAUUUAUUGCCUAUUACAUUACAUUUGAUUGUAUAGGUUAGGCAGGCGGUUACACUACCGGCCAGAAAAAUUAACUGCUAUUCGCAAUGGCUGUUUGAUUAGACAAGUGAUAGAACAUGAUUUACAAGCGCUUAUUAAACUAAGCUUCUACUCUUAAUACGAUUAUUGUAGGAACUAUAUAAUACAACGAAACAGUUCACCUAGUCUGAGCGUAGCAUAAAUUAUUAAUUUUAAUGUAUCAGUUAGCUGGAAGAUCUAUUACAGAUCAAGAACAGGCUGAGAAUGUUUAUAAAGAAUUAAUCAGUGAACCGUUUUGCUGGCCGGUUGUGUAGCCCAAGGAUCUAGUAUUCGAGAAUUAGUUAUUACAAUGUAGUGGUUAAGUCGAGGGUUUUCUAAGGAUCAUGAUUAAUAAGCGAUGAUGCACUGCAAAAAAUAUUCCAUAAAUGUAUAAGUACACUAGAAUUAUAUAAUAACAAUCUUACAUUAUGGCAACACUAUAUGCAUUUUUUAGGCUUAAAGGACCUAAUUUCAAAGUCUUAAAAUAAACUUUAAGAUUAUAAUAAUUUUUUUCUCUCUUUUUUUAAUGUGAUUUUGUUCAUUAAUGUUCAAACUUGAAAUGCUACAAUCAACCCGGAUUAAAGGUUUUAUAAUAAUUGACUAAAGUUUAUUUUUCAUGUUAAGAAUUUAUUUCUCAAUCUCCAAAAAUUAUUUGUUACCAGAGAAUAAAUUUGACGUUUCGAUAUUCGUUGUCAAAAAAUGACAAAUUCAUUUCUCAGGCCUCUAUCUACUGAUUAAAAAUCAAACCUAUAUAAAGUUUUUUCCAAAUUGUAACUAAGCGUCUACCUAAAAGUUAGGUCGCGUUAACUGCUUUGACAAUUUAGCUUUUAAAAGAUCUUUUCAAUAAUUGAAUAGUCAAAAAUGUAUCUCAUUUGGUAACGAUCUAUCUUCUACUGAUAAAAUUUGUAUAAAAAAAACUAUUAUAUUGUUUUUGUCAUACAUGGGUAGUUUUUUUCAUUAUAGUAAAAUUGUUACCAAAAUAGUAGUUUUUAAUGACGUUGAUAAAUAAUCUUCAUAACCUCUUAGAUAUAAAGAUAUUUUAAUUAUGUUUAACUGUACAAAUCCUACUAAAGUAUUUAUGGAUUUUAUGUAUUUAAUUAAUUUGUAUUAACUUUCAAUAGUCCUACUUAAACCCGGAUGUGACUUUUAACUUAAAAUUUUUAAUUAAUUCUAUGUUUACAUAUUGUAUUAUGGUAGAAUUCUUUCUUUUCAAACGAAUUAAAUAUCAAAGCUGAGAUCUAGAUAUCCUACAUCUUCCUAGGAUUAAAGUUGUAAAAUUAUUAAUUCGUUGUUGUAAAUAUGUAUGUUAGUUUCUAUUAAUGAUUUAAUGAACGUGUUUCGUUAUGGAUUAAAUAUAUUUUUUGUUUAAAUUU